This is a messenger RNA of Anolis sagrei ordinatus, 3068 nucleotides long. The record is from RefSeq and is a predicted model, not a curated record. NCBI's taxonomy places the organism in Eukaryota, Metazoa, Chordata, Lepidosauria, Squamata, Anolidae.
CCUGGGUCAGAGGGAGGAGGAGAGGAGAGGAGAGGAGGAGGCGGCCAGCCAGCCAGCCUUUGCCUCUGCCUCGGCCUCCUCCUCCGCUCCCAUUGUGGCUCCAUGAAGCGGAGGGCGGCGAGGGACCCCGUCCUCCCUCCCUCCCAUUGAGGACCCCCCUGCUUCCUCCCUCCGAGGCUUUGCCCUCUCCUUUCUGUGCAUUGCAAGGUGAGAGGAAGUGUCAACAUGAGCCGCAUGGAGGAGAAUUUCAGCCGCGAAGAGGCGAGAUCCCAACUCGUGACCAAAAGGAAACUCCUAAAGAUGCUGAGCUUAAGUCCUGGGCACAGCCAAACGCGUGGGACGGAAGGGAGGGAGAAGAAAAUCCCUUCCAUGACAUGGCCAGUGAAACCUGUACACACCAUCAAGAAACGCAAAGCCUUCCUAGUCCAUCGGGGGACCCAGACGGAAGAAAUCCCCGACAUCUGUAUCGAGUGCGGGAAGGUCUUCAUCCAGAACUCGAGCCUGAUCAGCCCGUGGCCUGUCCAGUCCGACGAUAAGCCACAUAAAUGUUCAGAGUGCGGGAAAAGCUUUACCGUUCGUUCCAGCCUGAAUCGGCAUCAGAGGAUCCACACUGGGGAGAAGCCUUACAUCUGCCUCGACUGUGGAAAACGCUUCAACGACAAGUCCAACCUCACGCAGCACCAGCGCAUCCACACCGGGGAGAAGCCGUACGAGUGCAUCGACUGCGGCAAAAGCUACAGCCGCAGUUCCCACAAGAAAAAGCACCUGAAGGACUCGGACGAGAUGCAGGAGGCGUUUGGCGAAGGGGAGGGCGCCGAGGUCAGCGGCCUCAUCGAGAAGCCCAAAUCGAAACAGAAAGCGGAGGUGCUGAACACCUGCACGGAGUGCCUGCGGAGCUUCAGCCACAACGCUGACCUGAUCAAGCACAUGCGCAUCCACACAGGGGAGAAGCCCUAUAAGUGCAACAUCUGCGAAAAGAGUUUCAACGUCAGCUCCAACCUCUUCAGGCACCAGCGGAUCCACACGGGCGAGAAGCCCUACGUGUGCUCCGAGUGUGGGAAUUGCUUCACUGACAAAUCGACCCUGGUCCAGCACCACCGGAUCCACACCGGUGAGAAGCCUUACGCCUGCAGGUUCUGCGGCAAGUGCUUCAGCCACAAAGCAAACCUUGUCAAGCACAUGCGCAUCCAUACGGGGGAGAAGCCCUUUGAGUGUAACCACUGUGGGAAAUGCUUCAACGUCAGCUCCAACCUUAUCAGGCACAAGAGGAUCCACACCGGGGAGAAGCCCUACACUUGCGCCGACUGCGGGAAGAGCUUCACUGACAAAUCCACCCUCACCCAGCAUAACCGUAUCCACACCGGGGAGAAACCCUACACGUGCACUUACUGCGGGAAAAGUUUCAGCCGCAGCUCUCAUCACAAGAGACACCAGCGCAUCCAUGCGGGAGAAAACCCUGUCUCUUUUCUGCCAUUGUGGCCUUACCCCAACCAGAUGUACUGAGGGGCCCUUUCGACUGUCGUGUGAUUGGCUAGAAUUUCCAUUGGACUUUUUCAUGGCUUCGUGGCAUUUAUUCAGUGUACAGUCAGCCCUCAACAUUUGUGGAGUUUGUUUCCAAAAGGUACCAAAUCCAUAUGAACAAAUUUUACAGGAGUAAAAAAAUGUACUGAUGUUACACAUUGUUUUGCUAUAAAAUGCAAUUUUCAAAGCUCUGUACUGAAAUGAUUUGAUACAUUUCAAGAGUUUUGAUCUGUACAUAACAUUCUGCUCUUAGCCAACAAUGUGCUGUCGCCUAUAACUAUUUUUUAAAUAUUUUUGAACUCGGUACCUUUUGGAAACAAACUGCAUAUUUACAUGUUUAACAUUUGGGUCAUUCUAUACCAAGUGGUCUAAACCCUCCCGUGAUCAUGUUCUCAAAUUUUGAUCAACUUUUAGCUGUAGCACCGGUCAAGUGUUAAACUAAAUUUCCCAAAAUCUGAGGUCUCUAACUGUAAUAGUUACUGAUCUAGACCCCUUAUCUGAAGGGUAGUCAAUCAGCAUGCACACGACAUUUAACAAAAUGACAUCUUUGGGGUCUAAUGAGGAUGCAUAAAACAUAAUGCAUAAAUGUACAAAAUAUAACAUACUGUGGAAUCUUGCUUAUCCAACAUAAACAGGCCAGCAGAAUGUGGGAUAAAUGAAAAUGUCAGAUAAUAUGGAGUCUCCUACUGUUACCUGUCUGACGCAGCACUAGACACCUAGUUUACUAACAACAGGGACUCAAAGGGUUAAGGCAAAGCAACAUCUCAGGGCUAGAGUUGUCCAGCAGGAAGUGCCCAGAUGUGGAAGAGGAGCAUGGAAAUCACAGAGGGAAGGAUGGAGUGCACUUCCACUUGCCUCUUUUCCCCCUUUCCUCCCUCCUCCUCCUCCUUGUCUUGCCUUUUUGACUUAUUGGAAAUGGAAGAGAGCUGAAUAAGAGCUUUGGAUAAGACAGAAUGUCGGAUAAGCGGAGGUCGGAUAAGCGAGACUCUACUGUACUUUGACCAGAGUAAAUGGAUAUUUAAUGGUCACAUUUCAAAACAAAAAUGUAUCAGUCUUAUAGAGAAAAAUUUUUCUCUUUCAGAUGAUACUAUUCACAAGCAUAUUCAGGUAGAUGUUUUUUUUAAUAUUUGGCUUUAAACUUUGGUAGAUUUUAACAAUUUGCACUGACAGUGCCAAAUUCGAAGAGAUCCUGUAGGGUGGUUAUAGAUACUGGAUAGCUGCAAGUCUGGCAGUAUUAUGUCCAACACAAUCACAAUGCUUGGUCAAAAUUUCAAGUCCGUAUCUUCGUUUGCAUGGAAAUGGUUGCAGUCUGCAUAUUGGUCAAAAUUUGUCACGAUGAGUCAUGACACAUUUUGAUGCACAAUUUGAGUCAACUUGUUUGACUAGAUUUUGCAUCCACAAUGUUAAAAUUAUUUUCAUUGAAAUCAGCACAAAAAACAGUACAGGAUUUCUUAACCAUUCUUAUAUAUUUAGUUUCAAUUUUAUUAGACCCCCCCAAAAUGGCAUUUUGUUAAAUGGCAUGCAUACGCUGUCUGCCCUUCAGAUAA